AUGAGCGCAGGAGGAGCACUCGAGAACUAUUAUGUCGCGUUGACAAAGGCAGUGUCAGACACAAAGUCCAACAAUCAACUGUUAAAGUUUGAUAUACUAUGUAGUGUGGAUGCACUGCUUGAACGUAUGAACAAGAUGGAGGCUGACACCAUAGCCGGCAAAUGGAUAUCAAUCCUUUGCAACUGUCUCCUACAGACCACUGGUUCAUCAUUGGCCGUCAUCAUUGGUGGCGCACUCAGUCGACUCUUCGACCUGCCCUCUGGCUCCAAGACCUCCGUCACCAACGUCAAAAGCAUCCUCACUGCCGUCACUGCCAAGCAGACAUCAUUACAAAUCAAGUCCUCAUUGAUCGAGGCAUUGGGCAUCAUAUAUAAGAGUAGCAGGACAUUGGCACUUGUGUACUUGGCAGAGAGCUUUCAGUUGAUAUCAAGAAUGGUCAAGGCGGGAGAGUGUCGUGCUCAGGCUAUUCGUGCGAUGGGCAUGAUGAUCGAGAGCAUUGGCACGGCCGGCACACAUAUACAUCAGGAAGCAUUCAGAUUGAUCAAGGGCAACUAUAACACAACGUCGAUCACAGGUUAUACAGAGUUCAAGCUCGAGUGUCUGGCAGCAUGUCUACCAAUCAUACGUUAUUACAACAACUCUGAUGUCAAACUACAGGGCUACGAUCAGAAGAUGUUGCUGUUCACGACCAAGGCGUUGGACGAUGAGAACAUCAACGUCAAUAAGAAGGCCGCUGAGAUGUUGGGCAAGCUGCUUGCCGCACUCUUUUACAAAGAGAGUGUUGUCCCCAACAUCAUGCCCGGUGCCAAGCCACCAGUGGCCGUCGCAGCGACCCUCCUUGCUUCCAAGUGGAUGCUUGAGACCUGUCAGAACUACCUCGGCAAUCAAUUCAUCUCAGCGACCAAGAAGGACCUCAAGAUCAAUGUGUCAUUAGCUUAUACGACAUUCUUCCAGAACAUUAAGAUUGCUAAUAUCGAGAAGGAGAUUGACGCGACAUUGUCUCAUCUGCUAAAGUUGCUGGGCGCAGCCAAUCGCAAUCUGUCUCAAUCAGCUGAUCAGACACAGGCACGUGCAUGCAUAUCCUACAUCCUACGCAAUGGACUUGGACAACGUCUCAGCGAGAGUGGACAACAAUCAAUGGUUCGCUUCUUUGCCAACAUCCUCUCACAGCCCGACACAUUCAAUGAGUUGACCAUGGUAGUCUGUCUCCAAGAGUUAUGCCAACUCAUUAACGAACUUGGUGAGGGAGGUAUCACGCAGCCAGAUGAUCUGUCGACGUAUUUGUUCACAUUGUUGAAUGAUAGGAAUCAAUCGAUUAGACAGUGCGCUGCGGUAUGCCUGCGCGCAUUGGCUUCAAACAUACCAAAGUACACGUCAAAGUACCUCAGUCAAUGUUUGCUCAAUCUGACAUCGAUCUUGGAGGAGUUUGAUCGACCCAAUAUCCAGCCAGAGCCACUCAAGAAGAUCAUGAACUCGGUCAAGGGCAAUGCACUGGGCAUCACAUCGCUGAUUGCCACGCUGCGCCAGUCUGACCUGGGCGUGCCCACCGCGCUGCUGCAGCAGAUCGCGCGCACGGCCCAGUCCCUGCUGGCCAACCCAGACCUCUUGAAUCCGGCCAUCACUCUGACGCGUCUCGAGGCCGGCUGGCUGAUAAUGAACUCACUGAUCAGAUACAUGGGCGAGAGCUUUGUGGAGCCACUCCUUCCAUCGCUGUUUGCCAGCUGGAAGACGUGCUUCAGCAUCACUACGGUGCACCCAACGUUGGAGCGCGACAUUGUCAUCUUUAGCAAGACGCGUGCUGAUGCGUUGCUGCCCCUGCACUCGCUGGUGGCAUACAACGCCAAGCUGAUCAACUCCAAGGUGGUCAACUCGAUCGUCACGUUCCUGGGCAACACACUCAAGACUGUGAGCGAGCUACCCGCCAGCUCAUUCCAAGCGUCGACCAAUGAGAUCAUGAAACUGCUCGAACUCAACUUGAUCCGCACAUUCCAGGCCAUCCCCGCGGCAGCCUACGCGCAACAUCACACCACUCUCAUGACCGUCGUGGCCACACUGAUUCUGGACGGCAGCCACAACACACUGCUCCCAUCGCUGCUCUCCAAGGACGACCAGGACAUCCUGGCGCCCGACUUCACCUCGACACAGUACCAGUUUGACAGCGCAUUCCUCAUGCCUCUGUCCACACAAGAUAACUCAUUCAUAGCCUACUCAAACAUCCAGGACUGCUUCUCCCCGUACAAGACACAGAACCUCGAGAUACGCGUCGUCAAUGCGUCGAUCGAGCUGUUCUCGACGCUGUUCAUCUCGCAGCCCGACCGCCACAGGACCCAGCUGCUGGACCAUCUGGCCAACUGCGUCCGCGAGUCCAGCAACCCCGUGCAAAAGUCCAUCAUGACGGUCAAUGCCAUGACUGCGCUACUCUACAUCCUUCGUACCAUGUCCACGUCCAACCUCACGUUUGGCAAGAGCGAGGUGGCUGGCAACAUCCAGCGCUUCGUGCAAAAGUACUUUGGCGACACCAACCCGCUGCUCAGACGUGCGUCCGCCGAGUCUCUUGGCAUCCUGUGUCGACUCGAGGGCGACGGCGUCACUAACGCCAUCAUCAACUCGCUAACAGAAAUCAUUCGCAAGCUGCCCAAGGAGGUACCGAGCACGGUGCGCGCCGGCUCGGCCUUUGUGCUCGGUUGCAUACAGCGCUCGGUCGGAGGCAUGAUGUCGCAGAAGUAUCUUCCAUCGACCAUUGCCAACCUCCACAGACUGGCCCAAGACUCGCUGUCGUCAGAGGUAUCCAUGCACGCGCUGCACGCACUGUACAUCACCAUUCAGACGUCUGGCACAUCGUUCACACCCUAUGCCUCGCCCACACUGAUGCUACUCCAGACACUGCUGCUCAAUGAGAGCCCUCCCUACCAGCUGCUUGGUCGCGUGGUCAACUCGAUAGUCAUUGCGCUGGGGCCUGAACUCGGCCUCGAGAAUAACAAGGACGUGUUGCAAAAGUGCACGUCAACAUGCUCGAUCAUACAGAACAAUGAGAACAUGUCAAUACGAGUCGAGUCCAUCUAUUAUCAACAGAAGCUCAUCAUGUUUGCGCCGGCCACUGUCAACGAGUCGAUCAUCCCCUUCAUCAUCUCACAAUUCAAGAGUCCAUACCUAAUGCUGCGCAUCUCCUCUGUCACAUGUCUACGCCAACUACUCAAUCGCAAGUCCAACGUUGACAUUGGAAUGAACAUUGUCGAGGACUUGUUCAUGAUGAUUGACACUGAAUGCGACAAUGAUCUGCAGAAGGAGAUCAAGUUGCUGAUCAACACAAUCAUUGACACGAUCGCAGCCGCCAAUCCAUCGACAUGGCUAUAUCUUUGUAUGAAUAUCAUCUUGUCAUCGAAGCAGAUGACCAAGGACUCGAUACAGUUGGAGUCUCCCUCGCCAACUACUGCUCGCCAGCAGGCACAGGCUGCAAGCCCUACCAGCGGCUCAAACGAUUUCGACGAGGAGAAGGACGAUGAUGAGGACGUCAAGGUCGUCGUCAAAGACCUCGAGACCAAGGUCGACUACGUCUAUCGCUGGUUCACCAAAGUGUUUGCCAUCGAGUGCGUCCGUCGUGUGAUCUCUGUCGUCCGCAACAAGCCCGAGCACUUCAACAUGCUGCUGGCGCAGGCCAGCCAGAACAGCUCGCGCAACGACCAUCUCAUCCUGCACCUUCACGAGCUGGUGGGUAUUGCAUUCAAGGCGGCCACCUCGCAGAUCGACUCAAUGCGCCCUGUUGGCGUGCUCCUGCUCAAGGACAUCAUCGAAGGCUUCUCAUCAUCAAUCGAUCCAGACUAUGAAGGACAUCUCCUGCUUGAGCUCUACCAAGCACAGAUCAUGUCUGCUCUGCGUCCAGCCUUCUCACCUGACGCUGCGCCCGACCUCCUCUCAGUCGGUUGUGCCGUCUUUGUCAACUUCAUCGAAGGAUCACUCCAUUAUGACAGUGCAGCACUCAAGAAGACCACGGCCCAGUUGUCGGCCUCUGUCAAGGACCUUAGGAACCUCAACUUCCCCAUUUACAAUGAGAAGGCGACUACACUUGUACAACUCUCCAUCCUUAAGACCUUUGCUCAGCUCUAUCUACUCUGUCGCAAGAAGGAAUCAUUGAACACAAUCCUCUCAACAGUCAUCACACCAAUACUCCCAUAUCUUAGAGUACAUUGGGUGGUUUUCCUUCGAGAGUAUGCACUGUUGGUGUCUCAACCACCAGCUAUAUACCCUCUGUGCAAGCCAAUGUUCUUCUCGCCACUUACAUACACUGAAUCGAUCGAUUACUUCAAGGAAGCAUAUCCAUUUGUGUUGCGAGCUUUGGCAUCUUUGAUUGGCACACCACACUGGCUUGAGGGCAGAGAUGGCGACGAUGCCAUACUAAGCGAGACUCAAUCGAUCGCCGACCUCAACAUCAUACUGGGCCUCUCACUGCUGCCCCAAGACAAGUUCCUCAGCGAGCCCACCGACAAGAAUCUCAACCCGGGACAAAUGGCGCUGACUCUCGAGACCAUCGCGCUGGUCUUCCAGCCAAGCUCAAUCACAGUCGACGAGUUCCCACUGGAGCGCGUGAAGGAGCUCAGCCAGGUGCUGGCAAGAGUGAGCGCAUAUGGAAGCAACAAGCAUCAGCUGCUCGUGGUGGACAUUGUCAACAACCUGUUUGUGUGCUUUGGCGACAGCAUCACCAUGGAGGACGAGCUGUUCACACUGCUGCUCAAGGUGUUGUUCGAGCCGCUAAAGCUGGAGAACGAGGAGUACUAUGUACGCUUCUACCAAUGUUGUACUUUUAUCAUCAAGACGAUGAGCGCCGAGCAGUGCGUACGCUACGCGCCGCUCUUCAUUUGGGCCGCUAUCCAGGGCCUGUCCACCACUCAAUCAUCAAACACCACACUCAUGUCGUCGGCCAUUCAACUCGUCGCCACCAUUCUCAAGAACAAGUUGCCAACUAUAGACGGUGGGGUAUCCCCUCCCGCAACCACCGCGACCGCCAAUCACAGCGAUCUACUCAAUGCAUCAAUCAUCACAACGAUCGAGUCUAUGAACAAGCAGGAGCAGACAAACAAACAAGGACUACUCUUGAUGUUGUCGACAUUGAUCGUCAAUCAUCAUGAGAUUGGUGAUGGUGUGGCACAUGUGAUUGUGGAGUUCUUCAAGACUACGAUUCAGAACAAGACCAACAACAAUAAGGAUAGGCUAUGUACUCUGCAAGUGCUCAGAAACAUCCUACAUUCUGGUGCUGGUCAGGCCAUUGACAGCCCAAUGCACAGCUUCGCCUCCAAGCUAGUUGGUGAACUCUUUGUCGACCUUCACUCCUGUCUCCCGGCCCCAUCACCUGUCGCACUCAAGUCCGAGGACAUGGACAUUGUCAACGAGUUGUUCAAACUCUUCACUCUGUCACUCUCACUCACAAUUGAUAAUGAUGCCAAGUCCAAAGUUCUAUUAUUAGUUGUCCAAACAAUGAUAUUAUAUUUGAAUCCAAACAAUACUUCAUUGGCUACACAUGCAUCUGCACUACAAUCAUUGUUGAGCUUUGCAUCGACUCAGCCCCAGUUCAAGGAGGUAGUGGCAGUAUUGCCAGUUGAUCAGAAACAAGCUUUGGAACAAUCAAUUCGAAAGAGUGUUGAGCAGCCUGCUGCCAUGUCCAUCAAGCUGCCACAGAAGCCACAGAUCCAACUGACCUUUGACUUCUCCAAGGUUGCCAAUAAAGAAUAA
Messenger RNA from Acytostelium subglobosum LB1, 5724 nucleotides. RefSeq lists its product as hypothetical. NCBI's taxonomy places the organism in Eukaryota, Evosea, Eumycetozoa, Acytosteliales, Acytosteliaceae. Gene Ontology annotation, biological process: retrograde transport, endosome to Golgi; intracellular protein localization; endocytosis. The record is from RefSeq and is a predicted model, not a curated record. The transcript has 8 exons. The coding region runs from base 1 to 5724 and encodes 1907 amino acids. Gene Ontology annotation, cellular component: endocytic vesicle; Golgi apparatus; membrane.